UCUACGUUCCUUUAUGCUUUAAAGCUUACACAACGGACUUCAAAACUUUUACAUGUGGUGUUAGUCAGUGAGUUGUUGUAAUCGAGUUAGAUCUUAUCAAAAACAAGCUAACUGAGUCAUAUUAGAGGCAGGUAACCAGAGCGAUCGGAUCACUGCGGUAUCGAAGGAGAGAUCAUGGCUCCAAGGAACCAGGUCAUCACGAUCAUAUGUUCAAUCGUAGCGGCGUUUAUCACGGAGGUGUCUUGCGAAUGUUCAUCAGCUGGAGUAUGUAUGCCCGGACCCGUGAAUGCAGCGCGUUUAGUGGACCACACGGUGAAUGCUACGAGUACGUGUGGCGAUCCACCGGCUGAGUAUUGCCGUCUUAAACCUCUCAACCAGUGUUUUAUGUGCAACAAAACCACACACACGGUGGAGAAAAUGACUGAUGGUAAUCUUGGAACGAGUUGGCAGUCCGUGACAUGGUGGGAAUGGUACAUUAAUAACAACUUCACGGACGAGCCUUUGAAGGUAAACGUGACGAUUUCCUUCAACAAGAGCUAUGCACUCACUGGAGAAAUUCGUGUCACUUUCAAGUCUCCUCGGCCCUAUAAAAUGAUUCUCGAAAGGUCCAUGGAUAAGGGCAUGACAUGGUCGCCUUUGCAAUACUAUGCAGACGACUGUAAUGAUCGAUUCGGCAUACCGAGCACGCCAGUGGAAAGCAUAACGGACGGUGACUUUAGUCUCCACUGCGUAGAGGAAUACAGCGAAACGACUCCUCAAGAAAAUGGCUUUGUGUUUUUCGAUUCCUUACGGCGUUAUACCAAGGGUGACUUUUGGAACAGGACGCUUCAAGAGUAUUUCACUGCCACUGAUCUUCGGUUACAGAUGUUAUAUCCCGGUACAGACGGGCUGGAAAACGUGGACAAUAAAGUGGAGAACAUUUUUAAUCAAUACUUCUACGGUAUCUCAGACUUGCGAGUCAAUGCUCGCUGUCAGUGCCACGGGCACGGAGAGUAUUGCGAUUUCCCAUAUUACGAAGGCAAGGACUGCGAUUGUGAGCACAACACCGAAGGUGAAGAUUGUGAAAGGUGUAAACCACUGUAUAACAACAAGACUUGGAUGCCAGCUACUUCUGACAGUGAACCUAAUCCUUGUGAAGAAUGCCAAUGUUACAAACACGCUGAUAGCUGCCAUUAUAAUAAGAGUCUAGACCAUGGUAUCUGUGACAACUGUUACCACAACACCACAGGGAUGUUCUGUGAGCAGUGCGUGGUCAAGUUCUAUCGCAACAUGAGCAAGCCCCUUGAUGAUCCUGAAGUGUGUCUACCCUGUAACUGCUUCAUGUUUGGAAUCACAAACAAUGGUACAUGCAAUCAAACAACAGGACAGUGUGAAUGCAAGCAAAAUGUGACAGGUCGGCAGUGUGAUGGAUGUGAAGACACUUUCUGGGGCUUUCAAUUACCUCCUAUAGGAAAUUGUCGUGAAUGCAAGUGCAAUGGAAAUGGCACUAAAAAUGGAAGUUUAAGCUGUAAUCAAGAUUUAGGCCAAUGCCCUUGCAAGGAAAAUAUUCAUCAACGUACUUGCUCUGAGUGCAAAGAUGGUUUCUACUCAUUUCCUAAAUCUGUUGAAGUGGACUGUCUUCAGUGUGACUGUGAUUAUGGAGGAAGCAUUGAGGAUAUCUGUGAAAAAAUAAAUGGAACUUGCUUGUGUCGAAGCCAUAUUCAAGGAAAGCGUUGUACCGAAGUUAGUAAGGGGUUCUAUGUUGCCUCUUUUUAUCAUCUGAAAUAUGAAGCUGAAGAUGCCAUGGGAAGUUAUGAAGCAACUUCUUACUUCACUGGAGUAGACCAAGUAUUUACUGGCAGAGGAUAUGGAAAGAUUGGAUUCAGUCAGUUCAUUUCUUUCACUGUUAACCUAUCCACAAGCUUCAGUGACUACUAUGUAGUCAUUCGUUACACCAGCAUCAAAGACGCCAACAUAACACUGAGGCUCUCCAUAAGUUCAUGCAAUGCAUCAGCGUGUCACACAACAAAUAAUUUUACAAUUUCUCAAUUACCCCACGGAGCUGGGUUAGCCUGGAGAUCCAAAGAAGCUGUUUCAUUUCUUAGCAGCCAAGAGUACCAUUUGAACUUGACAUAUGUCAGUGGAAUGUACCCAAACUCAACGAUACAAAUAGAUUCAUUAGGCUUGCUUCCAAAUGUGAGAGAAGUCAGGAUUUAUAAUAGCUCUGUUCAUGGUAUGACUUUACAGCAGAUCGAUGAUUGCUGGAGCAAUUCUACCACCAUUGCUGGAUCACAAAAUAGCUCUGACAUCUGCAGAAAUGUCACUUUCUCCACCAUGGCUGAAGUAUUUGAUGGAGCUAUUGCUUGUUCAUGUAACAGUACAGGAACUGAGAAUGGCACAACUUGUCAACAGCUUGGAGGUCAGUGUCAUUGCAAGCCAGGAGUAACAGGACAGUCAUGUGAUCGUUGCCUACCAGGCUUCUUCAACUUCACUGAUAGUGGAUGUACAGCUUGUAACUGCAGUGAGCUGGGAUCCUCAGAUCUGGUUUGUGAUCCUGUGACUGGACAGUGUCCAUGUAGGUCUGGUGUUGUGACAAGAACCUGCAGCAGAUGUGAUACAAACUACUAUGGUUUUCACACAGGACAGGGAUGCGUUGAGUGCAACUGCAAUGCAAGUGGCUCUGCAGAUCUUCAAUGUGACAGGAAUGGAGUCUGUCCUUGUAAAAACAGCACCACUGGUACUAAAUGUGACAUGUGUCGUGAAAACUUCUUCAAUUUUACAUCAGAGGGAUGCCAGCCAUGUAACUGCCAUGAGGGAGGCUCUAGUUCUCUGCAAUGUCAUCUAAACACAGGGAUCUGUACAUGCAAGUCCAACGCUGAAGGAAAUAAGUGUGGGAUGUGCAAGAAUGGAACGUACAAUAGUGACCCAAACAAUCCAGAUGGGUGCUCCCCAUGCUUCUGUUUUGGUCGAUCUGAUGUUUGCUCUUCAGCUCAAGGCUUUGUUAAAUCCUACAUAACAGCUGAUUUCUCACCAGAGAUCAUUUAUAAGGUUGACAAGUCUGAAAAUACUACAAUGAAGAGUUUGAAUGAUGGUGACACUGUUGAAAUCACAUUUCCACCCAACAGUUUUAUCAAGUUGACUUUAAUAGAAAACUUUGAAGGUAACCAACUCCAUUCUUAUGGUCAGUUGUUAGAGAUGAACAUGACUUAUGCUGAUGUGGACAGUUUGAAUGCAACUUGGAAUGUCACCCUGACAAACACCAAAGGGGAAACAGCAUAUUUUAACAUAGUACCUCAACCAUCCUUGUCAAACAAGCAAUUGUACACUACACAUUACUGUGCAUGUAGUUUUACAAUUUUACAACGUGCAAAUUACCAUGUUCCUAACAUACUUCCCCUUGUAGGAUACACUCGCCAGUCCCCCAACCUCAACAACACUCCCAAUGUUCUCAGCUCAUGUGUACUGUGCUCAUGCACUGGUCGUUCACAAGAGUGCUUUCCUGAGAAUGGUACAUGCUACAACUGUCGUAUGGGAUCUGAGGGUGAACACUGUGAGAGGUGUCAGCCUGGUGUGGACAACACAACUGAUUGUAGACGGUGUAUACCAGGAUUCUUUGGUUUAACUCCUUCAUCUGGUGGCUGCCGAGACUGUGAAUGUGUCCUUCCCAACACGCUGUACGGUAACAGUACCGUUUGUAACGAGACCACCGGCCAGUGCACCUGUAAACCAAGAAUUGGUGGCAGGCAGUGUGACCGAUGCCACGAGAACGCAUACAAUACCAGCAGAGGGUGUGUUGACUGUCCUGAGUGUUACCGCCUUAUCUACGUGGAGGUGAAAAAGCUUCGAGUAAGCUCAGCUGCCCUAGCCAACACAAUAGAUCGUCUACGAAGUGGACAUAUCGGGGACGCCUCAUUCGCCCAAAGACUUGCCAAUUCUAAUGACACCGUUAGUAGUUUGGUCUCUGAUGCAGAAGAGUCGCAAGAAAUAGAGAAGAAUGUAACGGAGCAGAUUAAGCAACUCAAUGAGACUCUGAAUCGACUGGAAGAAGUCUUGAUGCAAGAGGUCACACCUGGUGUGAACGAACUGUCUAGUAACUUGACUACUGUGGAACAGGAUAAGGAAAGAAUAAGACAGCUCAUUGCGCUGAUUCGUGAUGAAGUGCGUUACAGCAAUAAUCUUCUCAACAUGUCGAUCGAUCCUGCUGUCCUCGAGGUUGAAACUGUAAGCGAUUAUCUCAGCAAUCUGGUACCAAGGUUCAGUGGGCUGGCGGAUAAUUUCACGGCGGCUGCAACACGUCAAAAUGAAACGGCCUACAACAUCCAAGGUAAAGUGAAUAACGCUGACUCCGUGAUUGCAGAAGCUAAUACGGUGGCUGAAAAUACAGUAAAUGAGCAAAGCGAUCUUGAAAGUUUCCUUGAUGAACUGAAAAUGCGCGUUGAUGUGAUACAAGCCUAUGGUGAAGCCAUGAAUUCCACAGCUUAUGAGCUGUUUGUUAACGCGUCGACUGUCUUGUUACAAGCCAAUGAGACCAUAUCACAGGUAAUGUUGCUGGAUCCCAACAAUACAGUCACGGUCAGUCAGAUUGAAAGAGCGGCGAUGCAGGCGAGCAGGCAGGCACAAGAAGUAAUCUCAAGAGCCAAGAAUCUGACCCAGACAUACUCCAAUUUAACUGCACAAGUUGGGUUAGCUGUCGAAGAGGUGCAAGCUUUGAUGCUUCGUGUGGAAAACGCCGACUCAUCCGGGCAAGAAAUCGACGACACUUGCACAACGCUAAAUUUUAUUAACAUGUUUCCAUUCCAUUUCUUAGACUGUCCUGAGUGUUACCGCCUUAUCUACGUGGAGGUGAAAAAGCUUCGAGUAAGCUCAGCUGCCCUAGCCAACACAAUAGAUCGUCUACGAAAUGGACAUAUCGGGGACGCCUCAUUCGCCCAAAGACUUGCCAAUUCUAAUGACACCGUUAGUAGUUUGGUCUCUGAUGCAGAAGAGUCGCAAGAAAUAGAGAAGAAUGUAACGGAGCAGAUUAAGCAACUCAAUGAGACUCUGAAUCGACUGGAAGAAGUCUUGAUGCAAGAGGUCACACCUGGUGUGAACGAACUGUCUAGUAACUUGACUACUGUGGAACAGGAUAAGGAAAGAAUAAGACAGCUCAUUGCGCUGAUUCGUGAUGAAGUGCGUUACAGCAAUAAUCUUCUCAACAUGUCGAUCGAUCCUGCUGUCCUCGAGGUUGAAACUGUAAGCGAUUAUCUCAGCAAUCUGGUACCAAGGUUCAGUGGGCUGGCGGACAAUUUCACGGCGGCAGCAACACGUCAAAAUGAAACGGCCUACAACAUCCAAGGUAAAGUGAAUAACGCUGACUCCGUGAUUGCAGAAGCUAAUACGGUGGCUGAAAAUACAGUAAAUGAGCAAAGCGAUCUUGAAAGUUUCCUUGAUGAACUGAAAAUGCGCGUUGAUGUGAUACAAGCCUAUGGUGAAGCCAUGAAUUCCACAGCUUAUGAGCUGUUUGUUAACGCGUCGACUGUCUUGUUACAAGCCAAUGAGACCAUAUCACAGGUAAUGUUGCUGGAUCCCAACAAUACAGUCACGGUCAGUCAGAUUGAAAGAGCGGCGAUGCAGGCGAGCAGGCAGGCACAAGAAGUAAUCUCAAGAGCCAAGAAUCUGACCCAGACAUACUCCAAUUUAACUGCACAAGUUGGGUUAGCUGUCGAAGAGGUGCAAGCUUUGAUGCUUCGUGUGGAAAACGCCGACUCAUCCGGGCAAGAAAUCCUAAAGAAAUCACGUAGGGCUAGACAAGAAGCCAUGGACGCUGUACAACUUGCCACCAAGGCUCUUGAAGACGCUGAAGAAAUGUUACAGAUACUGCAGAAUUUCGAGUCCAAGGCACAGGAGGCGCAAGAGUUUGCUGACCUGUCGCUUCAGCGAGCCAAGGAAGCUAACACCACAAGCUUGAAUGCCAUUCAGUUUGCCCAGGGAAUCAACGCUUCCCUUCAAGCAACGCUAGCAACUGCUAAACGAGGCCUGGACCUAGCACAGCAAGCAAGGAAUAUUUCACUUGACGAGAAUCAGGCUGUGUCCAUUAUUCAUGAAGACGCAAGGGCACUUUCUCGUGACGCAGGCCAAUCCAAGUUCACAGCAAGCUAUUUCAGGCAAGUCGAACAGAACGUCACCGCCAUGAACUCCUCUUCUCAGGGACAGAUUGACGUGUGUAAAGGAAACUAUUCCAAGUUGGCUUCCAACGCUCUGCGAGAUGCUCAUUCUGCGAAGAGUGAGGCAGACAAAGCUGAUGUUGCUGCAAAGAACUUGAAAGCGCGCGUUGAUCGCGUAGUGUUAGAAGCUGGUAGACUACAGCAGGUGAACGUCACGAGGCUGAGUGAACUACAGAGCGAGAUACAGAGGUUACGUACGGAGUUUACACAAAAAAAUCUUGCGGACAUCAUUACAGAACUGAAAAAUGCCAAAGAGCAGCAACAGCAGUUUGUAAUGGAAUAUCGAGAAAAAGUCAGGCAAAGGCGAAUGGAAAUCGCUGAACUUAAACAACUUCACGCAUCACUGUCGUCAGUAACGUGUGACCAUUCAUCAUGAUAGUCUACGAAGACAGUGUAAAUUAACAAAAUGGAAAUGCAGCGUGCGGCGACAGCCUAUCCUGAAGGCUAUGAACAGACGAUUUGUACGACUGACAGUUAGGACUGGGGAUAGGGAAUCUCCCGUUUUGAUUUUCAUUAGGCAGGGUUAUCUGCACGCUGGUCUUCAAGGACUUUGGUAUCCGGGAUGCUGGACAAACUGAUGCCAAAUAGAUAUACUAGGAAAGGAACACUGAAUGAAUUCAGUCGAACGUCAAAUUUUACCUUGGCUUAAAAUUAUCAAAUUGUUACAGUUUUAAUUAUACGUAAAACCGGCAACGGGAUGUCACAACUCAUCACUCUCUUUGUACAGUUAUUCAUCAUAUUCUCGCAUGGGCCUAUCUCUGUGCGUGCCUAAUGAUAGGUAUCAAACUGUUAUCAGAAAAACCUUGAUCGACUCGCUUCAGAAUUGACACUCAGCUUCAAAAAGUUUUAGUCUAAAAAUUAAUGUCCUCAGUGACAAAAAUUAAGUAUAUCGAACUUGAAACUUUGUUAACUAUUAGGAGAAUUAUAUAAAUAGUAAAGGCGAUUUACGAUCGAGAUCUAGUGGCAGUUUGCUCACCGUUGCCGGGUAAUGAAGACAAACUUAUGUGUGUGUUCAGAUUCCCAUAGAGGUAAUAUUACGUUCUGGUCAACUGAACAUGAUUAGUUCAAUGAAGUGAAAACAAAAAAAAUAUACUAAAAUUUAUGGAAUCCUCAAAGAUAGCAAUCCUCGGAAAGCAAUCUAAAUGUUUGACUUGUUUGUUUGUUGUUGUUGUUGUUGUUGUUUUAACAAAAAACAAUUAUUUUGGUCCCUAUCGGAACUAUGAAGACAGCUUUGAUACGCCUUUUUAUAAACUAUUUAUUGAGUAUUUUUGACGCGUUAUCUUCAAAAAUUAUAUUUAGAUUAUUAAAUUAUUGCUUGUGAUUUCAAUCAUUUUUUUUUAGAUCAUGGACGGUGAGAUUCGUGAGAAACGCUUAUCUGAUGCUACAGUUUAAAACAUGAUUAUAUAAUAGAUGUUUCCAUUUUCGUCCUCAGAGCCCUCUUUUCGUUUUGUCAGCGGUGCGCGGUAAGAACUCGGACUCUGUCCAAGUCCGAUUUGAAAGUUGGCCAGAGUGUGCGUUCUUUUCGCUGGUCAAAAGAAAAGCAAGCAAGCUCUGGGAACGAUAUUGGGACUGUGUGUGAAAGGAACGUAAACCGAGACGACCAUGUAUAUACUUAAUAAUGCUUUACUUGUAUAUUAGAUUUGUACAUAAUUACUUUGUAUGUAAAGAAACAGCUUAAGCUUCAAAAUAAAACGAAUUUAUGAUUUUUGCCC
Molecule: messenger RNA, 7894 nt
Organism: Orbicella faveolata
Lineage: Eukaryota; Metazoa; Cnidaria; Anthozoa; Scleractinia; Merulinidae
Biological process (GO): tissue development; animal organ morphogenesis
Source: RefSeq, a predicted model, not a curated record